GCGUACAAGCUCGCAGCAGGCAUCAGGCGUUUGCGCGUACCUCAUUCGUUUGGGGGUAGCAGGCAGAGUCCGUGAGGCGAAGAACGAGGGUGGCCAAAGGCCAUAGAGCGACGCUCUACACGUUGGUAACAAAAGCUUGAGGGGAUGGGAUGCAUGUCAGGAAACAAGGCUGGUUCCCAGUGGGAUGCAGAGCAUGUCCUAGCUCCUGGAGCUCGACGCGCAGGGCUGCAUAUCCCGUGCAAGCUGCACGCCUCAUCAUCGAUAAAACACCACCAUCUCAUCCAGACACUCGUUCGUCAUCCACAGUACCAUUUCGAAACAUCUACGCGGACGUUGCCCCUGCAUAGACCUUUUUUUAACUUCGCCCACUUCCACGCGGCAGGUGGGCUUUUAGUUGGCUGGCCAGUGAUUCCGAGUUUAGUCACAUGUAACUUGUCAUAUUUGCGCCUCAUGCUUGUAUUUAUGAUCUAACAUUAGAGGCCGUCAUGUUUUGGGUUGAUUGUUUUGACAGCAUUGCUCUUAUGAAGAUCCAAUACUGCAAAUAUCGUUCAUCC
Dothidotthia symphoricarpi CBS 119687 is the source of this 554-nucleotide messenger RNA. RefSeq lists its product as uncharacterized. The coding region runs from base 145 to 471 and encodes 108 amino acids. The transcript has a single exon. NCBI's taxonomy places the organism in Eukaryota, Fungi, Ascomycota, Dothideomycetes, Pleosporales, Dothidotthiaceae. The record is from RefSeq and is a predicted model, not a curated record.